GCCGAGAUGACGAGUAGUGCAUAUGGAGAGGCAGGAAGGUGCAGUCAGUACCAGCUGUGGCCUGUCGAGGACUCUAACGUCUACAUCGCUGUACUGUUUGAUGAGAAGGAAUGUUCUAAGCAGCAGAAGGGCUCGACCAACAUGCCCUCAAAGCGACGACACUGCACUGCGUGUGAUCUGCGCAAUCUAGACCAGUAUCCAACAUGCAGGGACACUCGUCCAGAAGCUUGUGAUUGUCCGUGCACGUCUGCUGCCAGCUACGGUCACUGCCAAGACCAGUACACACUUAAAUCGGAUGACUGGCCAACGUGCGUACCGGAACCGCCACAGUACCGAGGCGACUUCGGUGUGGAGCCAAUGUGGCAGGGCAUAUCCGAUUGUUAUCUGACUAACUGCAGUGAGCACACGAGUGACUUUACCUGCCUGGAUAACACGUGCGCGUGGGUAUGUGAGUCCUGUGUGUCUAGGGAACAGUGCCACCAGGAGUCCACAAAGUGUCCAACUGUGUCUGGGUUUGCAGCCAGCAAGGGUGGGGCAGGUAUCAUCUUUUUGAUAUUCUGGUUAAUGGUGGUAAUUCUACCUUUCCUAACCAACCUGAUUUGCGAUGUCAUCAGUGUUUUUCGAUGUUUAUUCGUUGUUAUUCGGAGGAGGAAAAUGAAUGCGAGCCAACAGAAUACGGAGAACGAAGAGAGAGAUCGACGAGUUUCUGUCCGUAUCCAUGACCUUCCCGCAGUUCCACAGGGAGGUGCGACAGAGUUCGACAACGAAUGGUAUGUUAGGAACGCCAAGGGAGUGCACAAUCAGCAGGAUGGUGGUGCCAUGGCUGCUGCGUAUGAUUUGCAACGAUACUGACACUCCCCUCCCCCGGCAUACAACGACCCGAGUUGGUUCUACCAUUCAACGUGAUCUGGCUGAGAUUGGCUUGCCUCUGUAUUACUUAAUGCACAGCAUAUAAUGUCAGACUGCCCUCGGUCAAUGUAGUCGCUGGGUCUCUUUCUGCUGCCAGGCGACUGUGCGCUGUAGCUUGCGUGCUAUGUGCGCCGUGUAAUUGUGUGUAAAACAGGAAUAAAAUGAGAGUAGACUGAUGUAGAUUACAAACUGCCGUUUCACCGUAUAUUAUAUACUCUCUAAAACACGUACAAAUCACACAGGUUAAACUAAAGGUUUCACAAUGCACAUACAAACGAGCAACCGAGGGUUGGGUACACGAGAGCCUCGUCUCUUCCGCGCGAGCUCUCUUAUACCUCCCUUUGUAAAAUUAGCCGUGAAUCUCUUACCAAAUAUGUUUCUGCCAAUCACUGCUGACUACAGGGACGGUAGAGGGUUGGAAUUAUUGGCUAUGGUCAGUUUGUAGAGUGGGAUAGAGUGGACGGCCAAUGGCGAGUAACGAGUGGGCCGAUGUGUUUACGCCCCGUCGUCCACGUGGGUGCCCAACGUAGGUGGCGUGGGUAUGACGUAUGCUGGAUGAUCGCUUACCGUAAUUGAGCGUUAACAGUCUUCUGGAAAUAUCUUCAUUCGGCUAAUGUGUAUAUCUAGUUUGUAUUUAGCCGCAAGCUGCCCGGUAGUAAUGGGAGAGAAGCGGCUAAUGUGUGUAUCUUCAGUGUAGAACAGCUGUUUAGCAGCUGUGUAAAAACAACGUUAUGCUAAUGUGUGUAUGUUCUUGCCGACCGCUGAACAGUAUUAAUGUAGUGAUGCGGCUAAGGUGUGUAUUUAAGAUCUCAACCGUUGUAAGCUAACCCGCACUGUGGACAGUGAUGCGGCCGACGUGUGUACCUAGUUUGUAACCGAGCGAAGCACAAUUACUAUUAAGUUCUGUUUACUGUGGAACUAAUUUUAACAUCUGUUUGUGUGUCCGGCAGAUAAAUCAGUCUUUUAGCCAGCUGGUGAGGUGUAAGAUUAUGCUGGGUGGAUGUUCUGCUGCUGGUAAUAGUGUAACAUUAGCCUGUGUGUGAGCUGGUAUUAAAUGCGUUCGCGGAAUGACGUUAGCUACAUUGCUACAUUUCCCCCCACGCCGGGGAAUGACGAUGACCCAUCGUCAAUGCAGUUCCGGCUGCUCUACUAAAUGGGGUGUAAAAAUUCCGGUUGGAGAGCAACGGUAAUGUCAUUUGCCGCAGUGAAUGAAGAUCGUAUUACUUUAGUUAAGUUUGAUGUGAAUUUAGAGAUGUGAUUAAUGAAGGGGUAGCAUAGGUAUAGGUAGAAGAUGUAGCCGUUAGCAGUGAUUGGCGAAAGGCAGGAAAUGCACUAGGAUAAAAUUUUGUAAACAAGAUGACAAUCCGAAUGAGCAAAGCAAGGAAGCAUAGUAAUGAAGUGCAGUAAUAACAAUAGCAUGUAAAGCAGAAAUACAGAAAAACUUAGCGCGAAAUGUAGCGACAAAACAAAAUUGAAGCGCAGGUGAAAGCAAAAUUCAUGGUAACAGCAAUAAAAUCUCAAACAUAUAAGCAGUAAAUUAAAACUGUUAUGAAUAAAUACGGAUUAAAACACGGGGAAAUACGGCAGUGGAAACGCAAUAAUAUAAUAAAAUAAGCAGGCAAUAUGAAAUACAUGACAUAGGCAAUUGAUAAGCAGUAAAUGAGCAAAUAGAUAGGAAAUACUAGGGAAUUAAAGGUAAACCAAUAAGCUGAUACGUGUUUAUGGAAAGGAGGGUAGGGAAAGAGUAGGUAGAAGAGUGGGAGAGAAAAGAAACGCAGUGCCGAAAGGGAAAGUAGCGAAAAGGAAUUUGUAAUGAACAGAG
Messenger RNA from Priapulus caudatus, 2731 nucleotides. RefSeq lists its product as uncharacterized. The record is from RefSeq and is a predicted model, not a curated record. The transcript has 6 exons. NCBI's taxonomy places the organism in Eukaryota, Metazoa, Priapulida, Priapulimorpha, Priapulimorphida, Priapulidae. The coding region runs from base 7 to 852 and encodes 281 amino acids.